CUGGAAAGGCUAUCGCCGACGUGUUUGUGUUAUUUGUUUGAGCUAAAACAACAACAAUUAUUGCCGCGGCGAAAAAUAAGUGCAAUGCUGUGGGAUUGGGUCGCCUCCUAACGACGCGGCCCACGGAGGUUUUCUUAUCGCGGUCACUGACGCGUCACAGUUGCUCUUACCUAGGCCUAGGGCCGCACACAUAAAAAUAUUUAAUUCAAAUUCAAGAUUUCAGUUCAAAACGAGGCGUCGUGCGGUGCGGUUUUACGGAUCUGAUCAGCCAAAAAAAAAAAAAAACAAAUACAUAAAACACGCAAAACCUGGCUCUCUUUCUCCCUCUCUCAAGCUCUCUCUCCAUCGCGUCUCUUAAACAUACUGUGCUCUCACUCUCACUCUCUGGAAACGCUGCUGCUGUUGCUGCUGCCCGUUCAACAACUCGCAACACGUGGGCGGGAAAACGAAGAAAGAAUUAUAAAUUCUUAAAAACGUGAUUAGUUUUUGUUCUUAUCGGCCAGAAAUAUGUCGCAUAGCGUCUUGGUCAUCGGCAGCGGCGGGCGGGAGCAUGCCAUCUGCUGGAAAUUGUCGCAGUCGACGCUGGUGAAGCAGAUCUAUGCCCUGCCUGGCAGCUUUGGCAUCCAACAGGUGGAAAAGUGCCGCAAUUUGGAUGCAAAAGUCUUGGAUCCAAAGGAUUUUGAAGCCAUUGCCAAAUGGAGCAAGAAAAAUGAAAUCUCUCUAGUGGUCGUUGGACCCGAAGAUCCCUUGGCCUUGGGUCUAGGCGAUGUGCUGCAAAAGGAGGGCAUCCCAUGCUUUGGACCCGGCAAGCAGGGGGCCCAAAUCGAGGCGGACAAGAAGUGGGCCAAGGACUUUAUGCUGCGCCAUGGAAUACCAACGGCUCGCUAUGAGAGCUUCACGGAUACGAACAAGGCCAAGGCGUUCAUCAGGAGUGCACCCUAUCAGGCUCUGGUGGUGAAGGCCGCUGGUUUGGCUGCAGGCAAGGGUGUUGUGGUGGCCGCCAAUGUGGAUGAAGCCUGCCAAGCGGUGGAUGAGAUAUUGGGAGACCUGAAAUACGGACAAGCUGGGGCCACCCUUGUCGUAGAGGAGCUUCUCGAGGGCGAGGAAAUAUCGGUUCUAGCCUUCACCGAUGGCAAGAGUGUUAGGGCCAUGUUGCCUGCCCAGGAUCACAAGCGUUUGGGCAAUGGAGAUACAGGACCAAACACCGGAGGAAUGGGCGCCUACUGUCCCUGUCCUUUGAUCAGUCAGCCCGCGUUGGAGCUGGUCCAGCGAGCCGUGCUGGAGAGAGCUGUUCAGGGUCUGAUCAAGGAGCGCAUCACCUAUCAGGGUGUUCUCUAUGCGGGACUCAUGCUGACACGCGAUGGUCCCCGCGUCCUCGAGUUCAACUGUCGCUUUGGCGAUCCCGAAACGCAGGUCAUUCUGCCGCUCCUCGAAACGGAUCUUUUCGAGGUGAUGCAGGCCUGCUGCAGCGGUCAGCUGGAUAGGCUGCCCCUCCAGUGGCGCAGCGGCGUGAGUGCUGUGGGUGUGGUCCUCGCAAGUGCUGGCUAUCCAGAGACCUCCACGAAGGGUUGCCUCAUCACUGGACUACCUGAUGUCAAUUCGCCCACUCAAUUGAUUUUCCACAGCGGUCUCUCUGUAAACAAACAAAAGGAGGCCCUCACGAAUGGCGGACGUGUGCUGAUAGCCAUUGCCUUGGAUGCCAGCCUCAAGGAGGCGGCUGCAAAGGCCACAAAACUUGCUGGAACUAUCACUUUUGCCGGCACAGGAGCUCAGUAUCGCACGGACAUUGCCCAGAAAGCAUUUAAAAUAGCCAUUGCCACGGCGCCAGGCCUCAGCUACAAAGACAGCGGCGUGGACAUUGAUGCCGGCGAUGCUUUGGUCCAACGCAUCAAGCCCUUGUCGCGUGGCACUCAAAGACCUGGGGUCCUUGGCGGUUUGGGUGGCUUUGGUGGUCUCUUUCGGCUGAAGGAUCUCAGCUACAAGGAGCCCGUAAUUGCAGAGGCCACGCAGGGUGUGGGCGCCAAGAUCCAGUUGGCCCUGCAGAAUGAAUUGUAUGAGAAUAUUGGCUACGAUCUGUUUGCCAUGUCUGCCAAUGAUCUGCUGGAACUGGGCGCCGAGCCGGUAGCUUUUCUGGAUUACAUAGCCUGUGGCAAGCUGCAUGUGCCACUGGCCGCUCAGCUCGUGAAGGGAAUGGCUGAUGGCUGUCGGGAUGCCAAGUGCGCAUUAGUAGGUGGCGAAACAGCGGAGAUGCCCUCGCUGUAUGCCCCCGGGCAGCACGACAUGGCCGGCUACUGUGUGGGCAUCGUAGAGCAGGCUCGUGUCCUGCCACGCUUUGAUCUGUACGAACCGGAGGAUCUGCUCGUGGGCCUGCCGUCCUCGGGCCUCCACUGUGCUGGCUUCAACGAGAUCCUCACCCAGUUGGCUGCUUCGAAAGUGAAUCUCAAGGAGUGCUCUCCUGUCGGCGGGGGCAAGCAUGGCCUUAGCCUGGCCCAGGUCCUGGGCACGCCCACACGCCUGUACGUGCAACAGCUGCUGCCCCAUCUGCAGGCUGGCAACCAGAUCAAAGCUGUGGCCCAUGUCACGCAUGGCCUGCUGCACGAUGUCCAGCGCUUGCUGCCCGAAGGGUUCGAGGUCACCCUCGACUUUGGUGCAGUGCCCGUCCCGGAUGUGUUUGGCUGGCUGGCGGGACAGCUGCAGCUGAGUGCCCAGACCCUGCUGGAGCGACACAACUGCGGCAUUGGCAUGGUGCUGGUUCUCCCACAGAGCAGUCUUCUGUGGCGCACAGCCCUGCCGGGGGCCAAGGUUCUGGGCGUGUUGAAUCGUCAAGCGAAAGCCUCCGGCGGUGCUCCACGCGUGAAAGUGCGAAAUUUUGUGGAGCAACUGCAGAAGUUGGCUGCACCCUUUGGGGGUUUGGGGGAAACGCAGCUGCCCGAGGAAGUCAAGGAUGUGCCCUCUUCGGGAGUGAAGGCAGCGGCACGUGAAGAAUGCUUUGAGAAUGCCGUGGGACGUCGCCUGACCCGCGUGCCCAAUCAUUACGUGGAUCCCAUACUCAUCUUGGGUACCGAUGGUGUGGGCACCAAGCUGAAGAUUGCCCAGCAGACCCAUCGGAAUGCCAGCGUGGGCAUCGAUCUGGUGGCCAUGUGCGUCAACGAUAUACUCUGCAAUGGCGCCGAACCAUUUAGCUUUUCCAGCUAUUAUGCCUGCGGCAAAUGGCAGGCGGCCUUGGCUGCGGAAGUCAACGCUGGCGUACAGGAAGGCGCCAGCCAGGCCAAUAGUAGUUUUGUGGUCUCCCAUAGUGCUGCCCUACCACUCCUGUACGAGCCACAGGUCUAUGAUCUGGCUGGCUUUGCUUUGGGCAUAGCCGAACGCUCGGGCAUCCUACCACGCCUGGAUGAGAUUCAGCCCGGAGAUGUGCUCAUUGGCUUGCCCUCAUCGGGUGUCCACAGCAACGGUUUCAGCCUCGUUCAUGCGGUGCUCAAGCGUGCCGGCUUGGGCCUCAACGAUCGGGCGCCAUUCAGCGAAAAAACACUGGGGGAGGAGCUCCUAGUGCCCACCAAGAUCUAUGUGAAGGCAUUGUCCGCGCUGCUCUCUCGACCCAAUCAUGGGAUCAAGGCGCUGGCGCACAUCACUGGCGGUGGUCUGAGCGAGAAUAUACCCCGAGUGCUGCGCAAGGAAUUGGCCGUUCGAUUGGACGCCAACAAAUACCCGCUGCCCCCAGUAUUUGCCUGGUUGGCAGCAGCAGGAAACAUCAGCUCCACAGAGCUGCAGAGGACCUACAACUGUGGCUUGGGUCUGGUGUUGGUGGUGGGAGCCACGGAAGUGGAUGGCGUGCUCCGGGAGCUCCGUUAUCCACAGCGCGCCUCUGUUGUGGGCGAAGUAGUGGCCCGAAAGGAUCCGAAGAAACCCCAGGUGGUGGUCCAGAACUUUGAGGCAUCGCUGACCAGGACCCAGAGAAUGCUAUCUCAACCACGGAAACGCGUUGCAGUGCUCAUUUCAGGAAAAGGCAGCAAUCUGCAGGCCCUCAUCGAUGCCAUCCGUGACUCGGCUCAGGGCGUGUACGCAGAGAUUGUCCUCGUCAUCAGCAACAAGGCAGGUGUCUUGGGUCUGGAGAGGGCCGCCAAGGCGGGCAUACCCUCGAUGGUCAUUUCGCACAAGGACUUCCCCAGUCGCGAGGUCUACGAUGUUGAACUAACGCGCCAUCUCAAGACAGCUCGCGUGGAAUUCAUCUGCCUGGCGGGCUUCAUGCGCAUCCUCAGUGUUCCCUUUGUACGCGAAUGGCGUGGCCGUCUCAUCAACAUUCAUCCCUCGCUGCUGCCUAAAUUUCCGGGGCUACAUGUCCAAAAGCAGGCUCUGGAGGCGGGUGAAACAGAGUCCGGGUGCACGGUUCACUAUGUGGACGAGGGCGUCGACACGGGAGCCAUAAUAGUUCAGGCCGCUGUUCCCAUACUGCCCGGGGAUGAUGAGGAGACGUUGACCCAGCGCAUCCAUUAUGCCGAACAUUGGGCUUUUCCGCGUGCCCUGGCGCUGUUGGCCAGCGGUGCCCUGCGUCGGGUGUCAGAGGUAAAGAAGGAGGCGCCGAAGGAUAUCAAGGAUAGCCAGUGAAGUGUGAAGACAUUAAAAUCUUUAGUUUUUGUAAGUUUUUGACGCCCUCCAAGGGAUUAUUUUUAUAGUGACAAACAAUUUCUCUUUUGGUUAAGACUGGAUUCCAUGUUUUUUAUAGAUAACAAACCUAUUCAAAAUA
This is a messenger RNA of Drosophila pseudoobscura, 4741 nucleotides long. It is a transcript of the gene Gart, whose product is annotated as trifunctional purine biosynthetic protein adenosine-3 Gart. The transcript is spliced from 7 exons. The record is from RefSeq and is a predicted model, not a curated record. Gene Ontology annotation, biological process: 'de novo' IMP biosynthetic process; adenine biosynthetic process. Lineage: Eukaryota; Metazoa; Arthropoda; Insecta; Diptera; Drosophilidae. Gene Ontology annotation, molecular function: ATP binding; phosphoribosylamine-glycine ligase activity; phosphoribosylglycinamide formyltransferase activity. Gene Ontology annotation, cellular component: cytosol. The coding region runs from base 508 to 4602 and encodes 1364 amino acids.